Molecule: messenger RNA, 15626 nt
Organism: Corylus avellana
Lineage: Eukaryota; Viridiplantae; Streptophyta; Magnoliopsida; Fagales; Betulaceae
Gene: BIG
Product: auxin transport protein (BIG)
Biological process (GO): auxin polar transport
Cellular component (GO): plasmodesma; cytosol
Molecular function (GO): protein binding; zinc ion binding
Source: RefSeq, a predicted model, not a curated record
UUUCCAUUUUUCCUAUAAACCCUUCUCCAGUCUUCCAAACCCACACACAGACAUAUAUUACACACUCUUGCUAUUUUCUCGCGUAAUCUAUAAGCUUGCAUGCACUAAUCCGUUUCAAAAUUCUCACUCUCGAUCGUCUCGCUCAUCAUGGCGGACACCGAGAGCCUCCUCUUCACGAACCUCGCCGAUGCUCUCUUCGUCGGCUCCAAGCCCCUCUCGCCCACCGAUCUUCUCCAGAAGCUUCGGUCCGAGGACUCCAUCAGACCGGCGCUCGAGAAGUUCUACUUGAUCCUUAAACGCGGCGUCGAGGCCGCCCGGUCGGGGCUCCAAUUGUGGAACGAGUCGCAGAUUCAAGCUGCUUGUGCGAUUGCGUCUGCGAUCGCCUCCGCUUCUCGAUCUUUGUCACUGGAGCAAGCUGAAGCAUUAAUAGUUGCGGUCGUUCAACAGUCACUGGAGUUCGCUAUAUCUUAUUUGGAAAAAUCAGAAUUCAAUGGCGAUGAUUCAAGUAUACAGAAUAAAUUGGUACAACUUUUGGAGAUAGUGUUGGUCGAUGGAAUGGAUAAAGUAUCCGACUUAUUGCAGCCUUCUUCUGUAAAUAGCCUGAUAGACUUGUUGCCGAUGGUUGCCGAUUACUGUGUUGAUAUUGAUUUGGAUAAUCAUAGUAAAUGCAGUCUUCAAGGGAUCAGUUGCUCUGUGGGAGGGAAACCAUUGGAUCAGCUUCAUAUGACAUUAGCUUCUGAGUGCAUACAACCUGAUAGGCAAACCUCUGGCUCCAACGCCCAUGCUUUCCACCAAGAUUUGAAUAAGUUGAUUUUUCUAUCCCAGCAUUGGGCUGUUGCUCAUGUGGGAUGCAUCCCACGUCUGAUUUUGCUCUGCAAAGAACUGAUUGCAAUACCAGAUAUGUUUGAUGAGAAGAUGGUAGGUACAGAUUUCAGUAAGAGACUCUCAUUCAGUUUGAGGAUCUUAAAGUUACUUGGAAGUCUUACUAAGGACAUUCCUUAUGUGGAAUAUGAUGCUCAAUUAAUGCAAGUGGUUGCUUCCUUUGCUGAUGUAUUGCCUAGUUUGUUUAGACCUGGAUUUGAAUUUGUAAAUAGCCAUGCGGCUGUUGAGGGUAGUUUUGAGAGCUUGAUUCUGUUGCUAUUGGAAGAGUUUCUUCAGCUUGUCCAGGUUAUUUUUUGCAACAGGAGCAUUUAUCAGAAUAUUCAAGCAUGUAUAGUAGCUUCUAUGUUGGACAAUUUGGAUUCUUCUGUAUGGAGAUACAGCAAGUCUGCUGCUAACCUGAAGCCCCCCCUAGCUUUCUUCCCCUGCAGCGCUCUUUACAUAUUAAAACUCAUUCAUGAUCUCAAGAGACAAACACAUAAGGCUCUCAAUUGGGAGGAGUUUGAGAAAGGAAUUAGUGGCAGUUCUGAUCUGCCGAUUGAUUCCCCUUAUUGUCAUGUUCAUUUCGAGAAGGUUCCUUUACUUAAGAGGUGCACAGUUGAAGAGCUAUUUAAAAUGAUACUCCCCUCAUCAAAUCAGUGGGUGGACAAUCUAAUGCAUCUUAUUUUUUUCCUUCAUUCUGAAGGAGUAAAAUUAAAGCCUAAAGUGGAGAGAUCAUCUUCCAGUUGUGCGAAAACUAGUUCCACAUCUGAACUGGAAAAUUCAGUUUGCAAUGAGGAUGAAGCCCUUUUUGGUAACCUUUUUUCUGAGAGUGGUCGCUCUGUCGGAUCUACAGAUGGAUAUGAUCAACCACCUGUUGCUAUCAGUUCUAGUUCCAGUCAUAGCAACAUGCCAAUUCAAGCUGCUACAGAAAUGUUGAGCUUUCUUGAAUCAAACAUCUUCUCUCCUGAAUGGCUUCCCUCUGUUUAUGAGGAUGGCUGCAAACAGAUCAGCAGGGACCAUAUUGAUAUCUUGCUUUCCUUGCUUAAUUGUCAGGGCUGCUGCACUGAGGACAGGAUUUCUGAUAGCAGUGGCAGUUUACAUGAAGAGAAGAAAAAUGGGAGUAUCCAUGAACUUUGUUUUGAACUGUUACACAACCUUCUCACACGCCACGCUUUGUCUGAUUCCCUUGAAGAGUACCUUGUUGAGAAAAUUCUGAAUGUUGGAAAUGAUAUCUUUGUUUACAAUGAUCAGACCCUGACCUUGCUAGCUCACACUCUUUUCUGUAGGGUGGGUUUGGCUGGUAGCCUGUUCAGAAACCAGAUAUACAGAGGGUUUGUUGGUUUUGUUGUUGAGAAGGCAAAAGCUAUUUGUUUUAAAUGUCCUAGCCUCAAGGAGCUUCUUGGGACCCUUCCCUCAGUUUUUCAUAUUGAGAUUCUUCUGAUGGCAUUCCACUUAUCUUCAGAAGGAGAAAAGGCAACACUGGUAAACUUAAUAUAUUCUUCCCUUAGAGCAAUUGAUGUUCCAACUUCAGGGUUUAACAGCACACAGUUGUCAUGCUGGGCUUUAAUAGUUUCAAGGUUGAUUCUAGUGCUUCGUCAUAUGAUAUUUUAUCCACAUACUUGUCCUUCAUCAUUGCUUCUGGAUUUGCGAUCCAAACUGAGGGAAGCCCCCCAUUCUGUAUCACGUCUUCCUAGUAACAUGAACGAUCAUAUAUCAUCUUGGGCGUCAGUUGCAGUAAAUAAUUUGGCUGGUGCAUGUGUUGAAGAGCCUCUAGUCAGUAGCUUGAUCAAUCAACUGAUUGAUAUUUCAGCCCCUCCUACUUCACUAUACCGCAAUGAUCAGGCUAUUGAUGGCUUAUGCUUGAAAUGGAAUGAUAUUUUUGCUACCCUCUCAAGGAUUCUGGGCUUCUGGAAAGGUAAAAAGGCUGCAGCAAUUGAAGAUCUCAUUGUUGAAAGAUAUGUCUUUGCGCUUUGUUGGGAUUACCCUACCAUGGGCACUGCAUCAGACAAUCUGCUUACAUUGUGGACUGGCCCCCAGGAUCUGGACUUAUCUGAUGUGGCGCAGUUUUUCUUCUUCACUCACUCAUUCUUAGGGCAGUGUGGUGAUUUUGGUCAGGGCACCAACUUCCCUGGACUAGUAGUUGGCCUGCUGCAGCAAUUGUUUGCUGUGCACAUAGCAGAAGAAAUCGAAGAACUAGGUUGGGUUUUCUUUAGAUAUGGAUCAUGGCUGUCCCUGUUGCUCUCCAUACUUAAUGUUGGCAUCUUGAGAUAUUGCAUGAAAAAUACAAUUCCUGGUGCAAGUCCAAUAGGGACAGAAAACAUAUCUAGGGACAAUGAGUAUAUAACUGUUGCUGAAGGCCUAAUUUGCUCCAUUGUCGAAGCUGGUCAAGUUGAAAUGCUGAUCAGGCUGCUGACUUCCAUGUUGCACAGAUUUUUGCAGACCCAUCAGAAAGCUUUCUUAGCUACACUUGAUAAUGGCCUGAACAGUGCUAAUAUGUUCUCACCUCUAUUGCUUCUCAAGCAUUCUGGAUUUGACAAAUGUGUUCAGGAUGAACUCCUUGAAAAGGGUUGGACCAAUUCUUCGCAGCUGGUGUCUGUUCUUGAUCUCUUAUUGAAGUUGGAUGCUACCGUUGAUAAAAGAGCUAUAGGAAAUUUAUCCAGGGCCUAUUGGGAAUCUAUGUUGCACGGUUUUCCCUUUAAUAUACAAAGUCCCAGUGGAAUCCUUCUUUCUUGCGUUCUUAGCAUAAGAGGGAUCAUUUACGUGCUAGAUGGGCUGAUCAGAAUAAAAGAUGCAAGAGGAAAUAUCCUCCUGGAGACUGAGCUACUUGGCCAGAUUCUUGAUACAGUAAUGACUGUCAAGUUUGAUAGGAUCUUUGAAAGCAUUCAUGGGAAAUGUGAAGCUAUUUAUCGCAGCUUAAAUGUGGGCUUGGAAGGGUCAGAUAUUUCUAACUUAUUUCUAAUGAAGCACAUGGAAGGUUUUCUAAGGGACAUCAAUGCCAGAGGAGUAGGUGAUAGCAGUAUCCAUGAAUUGAUAACUACCAAGGCUAUUGAUACCAUAGAUAGCCUCAGGAAAGACCCUUCAAAGUCUGUCAUUUUCCAAUUUUAUCUUGGUGCAGAUGUGUCAGAACAGUUGAAGGAUUUUUGUGGGUUGCAAAGCGGUGAUUUGUUGGUUUUGGUUGACUCACUGGAUGACUGUUGCUCUGAAUCAGUUAAUGUAAAGGCUCUUUCUUUCUUUGUUGAUCUCUUAUCAGGAGAGUUGUGUCCUGGUCUUAAACAAAAGAUACAAAAUAAGUUCCUUGGCAUGGAUUUACUUUGGUUGUCUAAAUGGUUGGAGAAAAGGCUUUUAGGUUGCAUUGUUGAGCCUUCUGCUGGGGCCAACUGUGCGAAAGGAAGUUCUGUUUCUCUCAGAGAAUCAACCAUGAAUUUUAUCUUGUGUCUUGUAUCCUCACCUACUGUGUUGCAAUCGAGAGAACUGCAAAGUCAUAUUUUUGAAGCUUUGCUGGUUUCACUUGAUACUGCAUUUUUGCAAUUUGAUAUUCAUGUAGCGAAGUCCUACUUUCAUCUUGUUGUGCAACUUUCAAGAGGAGAGGAGUUGAUGAAAUUGCUUUUAGAAAGGGCAGUAAUGCUGAUGGAGAAGCUGGCUGGUGAUGAAAGUUUGCUUCCAGGGCUGAAGUUUCUGUUUGGUUUUCUUGGAAUUGUCUUGAUGGAUUGUGGAUCUGGUAAGAAUACCCCAGAAAGAUCUACUGGAAAGUCAUUGUCUAGCAAUACUCUUGGGAUGGGAUCUGUGGCUUCUAGGCUGGUAGGAUCAAGGAAGAAUUCUGAGACACUUGUUCUUUCUGCUGAUCAAGAAGGGGGAUCCACAUCUCUUGAAUGUGAUGCAACCUCUGUGGAUGAAGAUGAGGAUGAUGGAACCUCUGAUGGUGAGGUGGCUAGCAUAGACAAGGAUGACGAAGAGGAUAGUAACAGUGAAAGGGCUCUUGCUUCUAAAGUAUGCACAUUUACAUCCAGUGGCAGCAAUUUCAUGGAGCAGCAUUGGUACUUUUGUUAUACAUGUGAUCUGACUGUAUCAAAAGGUUGCUGCUCUGUCUGUGCAAAAGUUUGCCAUCGUGGUCAUCGUGUUGUUUAUUCUCGCUCAAGUAGGUUCUUUUGUGAUUGUGGAGCUGGGGGUGUUAGGGGUAGUAGCUGUCAGUGCUUGAAGCCUCGCAAAUUCACUGGAACUAGUACUACUCCUGCUCGUGGUUCUGGUAAUUUUCAAUCCUUCUUACCCUUUACCGAGGAUGGAGAUCAGCUGCCGGACAGUGAUUCAGAUUUUGAAGAAGAUGUUAAUACAGAUGUUGAUAACUCCCUCGGGCCAUCUAUUCCAAGAGAGCUUCAAGAUAGGAUUCCACAGCUACUGGAGGAGCUUGAGAUAGAGGGUCGGGUGCUUGACCUUUGCUCCUCAUCGUUGCCUUCAAUAAUUAGCCGAAGAGACUCUAACCUUUCAAAAGACAAGAAAAUCAAUUUGGGUGAGGAUAAGGUGCUUUCUUAUGGUGUUGAUAUCUUGCAAUUGAAGAAGGCAUACAAAAGUGGGUCAUUGGACUUAAAAAUAAAGGCAGAUUAUUCAAAUUCCAAGGAACUUAAAUCACAUUUAGCAAGUGGUUCUCUUGUCAAAUCCUUGCUCAGUGUCAGUAUUCGUGGUCGACUUGCUGUUGGAGAAGGUGACAAAGUUGCUAUCUUUGAUGUUGGGCAGUUAAUUGGACAAGCUACCAUUGCACCUGUGACAGCAGACAAGACAAAUGUUAAGCCCCUCUCUAGGAAUGCUGUUCGCUUCGAAAUUGUCCAUCUUGCUUUCAAUUCAGUCAUAGAGAACUAUCUUUCUGUAGCUGGUUAUGAAGAUUGCCAGGUCCUCACUUUGAACCCUCGUGGCGAAGUGACUGACCGUCUUGCCAUUGAACUAGCACUGCAAGGUGCAUAUAUCAGGCGGGUAGAUUGGGUUCCAGGUUCUCAGGUGCAGUUGAUGGUGGUUACCAACAGGUUUGUGAAAAUAUAUGAUCUGUCACAGGACAACAUCAGUCCCAUGCACUACUUCACAUUGCAAGAUGACAUUAUUGUGGAUGCUACCCUUUAUUUGGCUUCCCAGGGGAGGAUGUUUCUUAUUGUUCUUUCAGAAUGUGGCAGCUUAUUUUGGCUAGAGUUGUCAGUGGAAGUUAAUGUUGGAGCCACGCCUCUCAAGGAAGUUAUUCGUGUUCAGGAUAAAGAAAUUCAUGCUAAAGGCUCCUCUUUGUACUUUUCAUCAAUGUAUAAAUUACUUUUCAUAUCCUAUCAAGAUGGCACAACCUUGAUAGGUCGGCUGAGUACCAAUGCAACAUCUCUAACUGAGAUAUCUUCAGUAUAUGAGGAGCAAGAUGGUGAGCUGCGUCCUGCUGGACUUCAUAGGUGGAAGGAGUUGCUGGCUGGCAGUGGAUUAUUUGUUUGCUUCUCUAGUUUGAAAUCAAAUUCUGCACUGGCUGUAUCCAUGGGAGCUCAUGAAUUAAUUGCACAAAACCUGCGCCAUGCAGUGAGCUCAACCUCACCCAUAGUUGGGGUAACUGCUUACAAGCCUUUAUCCAAAGACAAAAUCCAUUGUCUUGUUCUACAUGACGAUGGCAGCCUUCAAAUCUACUCACAUGUCCCUGUUGGAGUUGAUGCUGGUGCAAAUGCGGCAUCGGAGAAAGUUAAAAAAUUGGGUUCUGGUAUCCUCAACAAUAAAGCUUAUUCUGGUGUAAAUCCUGAAUUCCCACUUGAUUUUUUUGAGAAAACAGUGUGCAUUACAGCAGAUGUGAAAUUAGGUGGUGAUGCCAUCAGAAAUGGUGAUUCUGAAGCAGCAAAGCAGAGCUUGGCAUCUGAGGACGGCUUUCUAGAAAGCCCCAUCCCUUCAGGAUUUAAGAUAUCUGUCCUCAAUUCAAACCCUGAUAUAGUCAUGGUUGGUUUUCGUGUGCAUGUGGGUAAUACUUCAGCAAACCACAUUCCUUCUGAUAUUACUAUCUUCCAAAGGGUUGUUAAAUUAGAUGAGGGCAUGCGUUCUUGGUAUGAUAUACCAUUUACAGUGGCUGAAUCACUCCUUGCUGAUGAAGAAUUUACAAUCACUGUUGGACCAACCUUUAAUGGCUCUGCACUGCCUAGAAUAGACUCACUCGAAGUAUAUGGUCGAGCUAAAGAUGAAUUUGGUUGGAAAGAGAAAAUGGAUGCAGUUCUGGAUAUGGAAGCUCGUGUACUUGGUUCCAAUUCCUCACUUGCAGUAUCCGGGAAAAAGCGCCGGUCAAUGCAGUCUGCUUCUAUUCAGGAGCAGGUCAUAGCAGAUGGUCUUAAGCUUUUAUCUAGAUUUUAUUCAUUGUGUAGGUCGCAAGGAUGCUCAAAAGUUGAGGAAGUAAAACUGGAGCUGAGCAAACUCAAGUGCAAGCAGUUACUAGAAACAAUAUUUGAAAGUGACAGGGAACCCUUGUUGCAGGCUGCUGCUUGCCGUGUCUUGCAGGCUGUAUUCCCUAAAAAAGAGAUAUACUAUCAAGUUAAGGAUACCAUGCAUCUCCUUGGGGUGGUGAAAUCAGCCGUGGCACUUUCUUCAAGGCUUGCAGUUGGUAGUACUGCAGGAAGGUGGAUUAUUGAAGAAUUUACUGCCCAGAUGCGUGCAGUCUCUAAGAUUGCAUUGCAGCGUCGGUCUAAUUUGGCUACUUUUCUGGAGAUGAAUGGUUCUGAAGUCGUGGAUGGGCUUAUGCAAGUCUUAUGGGGAAUCUUGGAAUUAGAGCAGCCUGACACACAAACUAUGAACAAUAUUGUUAUAUCUUCUGUGGAACUCAUUUAUUGUUAUGCUGAAUGCCUUGCUUUACAUGGAAAGGAUACAGGACGAUCUGUGACACCUGCUGUUGUAUUACUCAAGAAACUUAUGUUUUUGCCCAAUGAGGCAGUUCAGACUUCCAGCAGCUUAGCCAUAUCUUCAAGGUUGCUUCAGGUUCCGUUUCCAAAGCAAACCAUGUUAGCUACAGAUGAUGCAGUGGAAAAUACAGUAUCUGCUCCUGUACCUUCUGACACAACUGGUGUAAAUACACAAGUCAUGAUUGAGGAAGAUUCCAUCACUUCAUCUGUUCAGUACUGUUGUGACGGUUGCACCACUGUUCCUAUACUUAGGCGAAGGUGGCAUUGUACCAUUUGUCCUGAUUUUGAUUUGUGUGAGGCAUGUUAUGAAGUAUUAGAUCGGCAUCCUCCACCACACUCUAGAGAUCAUCCUAUGACAGAAAUUCCAAUUGAAAUUGAUUCAAUAGGAGGAGAUGGCCAUGAAUUUCACUUCACACCAGAUGAUGCAAGUGAUACAAGCUUGUUGCCAGUUACUGCAGAAGGCAGUGGUCAGAAUUCUGCUCCAUCAAUCCAUGUCUUGGAGCCCAAUGAAUCUGGAGAGUUUUCUGCUUCAGUAACUGAUCCAGUUUCAAUUUCUGCUUCGAAACGAGCUGUAAAUUCUUUGCUUCUUUCUGAACUUCUUGAUCAGUUGAAAGGAUGGAUGGAGACUACCUCUGGGGUUCACGCAAUCCCUGUUAUGCAAUUCUUCUACAGACUAUCAUCUGCUGUGGGUGGACCUUUUAUUGACAGUUCAAAGCCCAAAAGCCUGGAUCUAGAGAAAUUGAUUAAAUGGUUUUUGGAUGAGAUUAAUCUCAACAAACCUUUUAAUGCCAAAUCCCGCUCUUCUUUUGGGGAAGUUGCAAUCCUUGUCUUCAUGUUCUUCACAUUGAUGCUCCGAAACUGGCACCAGCCUGGCAGUGAUGGUUCUAUUCCAAAACCAGCUGGAACUGUAGAAAAACACGACAAGAGUGUUAUCCAGAUUCCACCCUCUACUUCAGCUGCUGCUCAAUCUUCCCCGGAUGAUCAGGACAAAGAUGAUUUCAUGUCGCAGCUUCUUCGAGCCUGUGAUUCUCUUAGGCAACAAAGUUUUAUCAACUAUCUAAUGGACAUACUACAGCAGCUUGUGCAUGUUUUUAAAUCCCCUUCAGUUAAUUAUGAAAGUGCACAUGGUUUGGGCCCUGGUUCUGGAUGUGGGUCUCUACUGACAGUACGAAGGGAUCUACCAGCAGGUAAUUUCUCUCCUUUCUUUUCGGAUUCAUAUGCUAAAGCCCAUCGGACGGACAUCUUUAUGGACUACCAUAGACUACUGUUAGAGAAUGCUUUCCGACUGGUAUACACCUUGGUGCGGCCAGAAAAACAAGACAAGACUGGUGAGAAAGAGAAGGUUUACAAGACUUCAUAUGGUAAGGAUUUGAAGCUGGAUGGAUAUCAGGAUGUUCUCUGCAGUUACAUUAACAAUCCUCAUACAACUUUUGUAAGAAGAUAUGCAAGGAGGCUUUUCCUGCAUCUUUGUGGAAGCAAAACUCACUACUACAGUGUUAGAGACUCUUGGCAGUUCUCCACUGAAGUGAAGAAACUCUUAAAACACAGAGACAAAUCUGGUGGUUUUCAAAACCCUGUCUCAUAUGAGAGAAGUGUUAAGAUUGUGAAGUGCCUUUCUACUAUGGCUGAGGUAGCUGCUGCACGGCCUCGGAACUGGCAGAAAUACUGUUUGAGGCAUGGAGAUGUUUUACCCUUCCUGAUGAAUGGAAUAUUUUAUUUUGGAGAGGAGUCAGUUGUUCAGACAUUAAAACUUUUAAAUUUAGCCUUCUAUACAGGAAAGGAUAUUGGCCAUUGUUUACAGAAAACUGAAGCAGGGGAGACAGGAAUAAGUUCAAACAAAUCAGGUACUCAAUCUCUGGAUUCAAAGAAGAAAAAGAAAGGUGAAGAUGGAACUGAAUCUGGUUCAGAGAAGUCCUGUUUAGAUAUGGAGUCAGUGUUAGAUAUCUUCACCGACAAGGGUGGUGAUGUCUUGAGGCAGUUCAUAGAUAGUUUUCUACUGGAAUGGAAUUCAAGCUCCGUGCGUGCAGAGGCCAAGUGUGUUCUUUAUGGUGUCUGGCAUCAUGGGAAGCAGUCAUUCAAGGAAACUUUGUUAAUGGCUCUCCUGCAGAAAUUCAAAAUAUUGCCAAUGUAUGGUCAGAACAUUGUUGAAUAUGCAGAACUUGUCACAUGGUUGCUGGGGAAAGUCCCUGAUAUUGGCUCAAAGUCACAGAAUGCUGAACUUGUGGAUCGAUGCUUGACCCCUGAUGUUAUUAGAUGCAUUUUUGAGACACUUCAUUCACAAAACGAGCUAUUGGCUAAUCAUCCAAAUUCCCGCAUAUACAACACUUUAAGUGCUUUGGUGGAAUUUGAUGGGUACUAUCUUGAGAGUGAACCUUGUGUGGCCUGCAGCUCACCUGAAGUACCUUACAGCAGGAUGAAGCUAGAAAGUCUGAAAUCCGAAACAAAGUUUACUGACAACCGAAUCAUAGUGAAAUGCACAGGGAGUUAUACCAUUCAGACCGUGACAAUGAAUGUUCAUGAUGCUCGAAAGUCUAAAUCAGUGAAAGUUUUGAACUUGUACUACAAUAAUAGGCCUGUUGCUGACUUAUCGGAAUUGAAAAAUAAUUGGUCGCUGUGGAAGCGUGCAAAGAGUUGUCAUCUUGCUUUCAAUCAGAAUGAGCUAAAAGUAGAGUUCCCCAUUCCAAUCACUGCUUGCAACUUCAUGAUCGAGCUUGAUUCUUUCUAUGAAAAUCUACAGGCCUUAUCCCUUGAACCAUUGCAAUGCCCUCGUUGCAGUCGACCUGUCACUGAUAAGCAUGGGAUAUGUGGCAAUUGCCAUGAGAAUGCAUAUCAAUGUAGGCAAUGCCGCAAUAUCAACUAUGAGAAUCUGGAUUCUUUUCUAUGCAAUGAGUGUGGGUACAGCAAAUAUGGCCGUUUUGAGUUCAAUUUCAUGGCAAAGCCAAGUUUUACAUUUGAUAACAUGGAGAAUGAUGACGAUAUGAAGAGGGGUUUAGCAGCUAUAGAAUCUGAAUCAGAAAAUGCUCAUAGGAGAUAUCAGCAACUCCUGGGCUUCAAGAAACCCUUGCUUAAGAUUGUAUCAAGCAUUGGUGAGAAUGAGAUGGACUCACAACAGAAAGACUCUGUGCAGCAAAUGAUGGUCUCUCUGCCCGGGCCUUCAUUUAAGAUAAACCGUAAAAUUGCUCUUCUUGGUGUCCUGUAUGGUGAGAAGUGUAAAGCAGCUUUUGAUUCUGUUAGUAAAAGUGUUCAGACACUGCAAGGGUUACGUCGUGUUUUGAUGAGUUAUUUGCACCAGAAACAUUCUGAUAAUGGAGUUGCUGCUUCAAGAUUUGUGGUAUCUAGGUCUCCAAAUAAUUGCUAUGGCUGUGCAACUACAUUUGUGACACAGUGCCUUGAAGUAUUACAGGAGCUAUCAAAGCAUGCAAGUUCCAAGAAACAACUUGUUGCAUCUGGCGUUUUAUCUGAGUUGUUUGAAAAUAACAUUCAUCAAGGUCCUAAAACUGCCCGUGUUCAAGCAAGGGCAGUACUUUGUGCUUUCUCUGAGGGUGAUAUAAAAGCGGUGACUGAGUUGAACGGCCUUAUACAGAAGAAAGUCAUGUAUUGCCUUGAACAUCAUCGCUCGAUGGACAUUGCUCUGGCUACCCGUGAGGAGUUGUUAUUGCUUUCUGAAGUGUGUUCUCUGGCUGAUGAGUUCUGGGAAUCAAGAUUACGUAUUGUUUUUCAACUGUUAUUUUCUUCUAUUAAAUUGGGUGCCAAACAUCCUGCGAUAUCUGAGCAUGUAAUUCUUCCUUGUCUGAGGAUUAUAUCUCAGGCAUGUACUCCUCCAAAACCUGAUACUGCAGACAAAGAGCAAGCCAUUGGAAAAUCUGCCCCUGAUUUGCAGACAAAGGAUGAAAGUAACCCUAAUGUGUCUGGGUCUUUGAGUGGUGUUUUCAGUGGGAGCAAGUCUCAGCCAGAUUCACUGGAAAGGAACUGGGAUGCUUCCCAUAAGACUCAGGAUAUCCAAUUACUGAGCUAUUCUGAAUGGGAGAAGGGAGCAACUUAUCUUGAUUUUGUUAGAAGGCAAUACAAGGUGUCUCAGGCAGUCAAAGUUGCGGGCCAAAGGUCUCGGCCCCAAAAACAUGAUUAUCUGGCUCUUAAAUAUGCACUAAGGUGGAAGCGGCGUGCUUGUAAAAUGGCUAAGGGUGACUUAUCAGCAUUUGAACUUGGGUCAUGGGUUACAGAACUUGUUCUGAGUGCUUGCUCACAAUCAAUAAGGUCAGAAAUGUGCAUGUUGAUGAGCUUGCUCUGUGCCCAGAGUGCAUCAAGAAGAUAUCGGUUGUUGAACUUACUAGUGUCUCUGUUGCCGGCAACACUGUCUGCUGGGGAAAGUGCUGCUGAGUAUUUCGAGUUGCUCUUCAAGAUGAUAGAUUCAGAAGAUGCCCGCUUGUUUUUGACCGUGCGUGGAUGUCUACGUACAAUAUGUAAAUUAAUUACCCAAGAGGUGGGUAAUAUAGAGUCUCUGGAAAGGAGCCUGCAUAUUGACAUUUCACAGGGAUUUAUUCUUCACAAGCUUAUAGAGCUCCUUGGAAAAUUUUUAGAGGUUCCCAAUAUUAGAUCCAGAUUCAUGCAAGACAAUCUGCUCUCUGAAAUCCUUGAAGCACUUAUUGUCAUUCGUGGCUUGAUAGUGCAAAAAACAAAGUUGAUUAGUGACUGCAACCGACUUUUAAAAGAUCUUUUGGACAGCCUUUUGCUUGAAAGCAGCAAAAACAAACGACAGUUCAUUCGGGCCUGUAUAUGUGGUUUGCAAAAUCACAGGGAGGAGCAAAAAGGACGAACUUGUCUGUUUAUCUUAGAGCAGCUCUGCAAUCUGAUCUGCCCAUCCAAACAAGAGCCUGUGUAUCUGUUGGUUCUUAACAAGGCACACACGCAGGAAGAGUUCAUCAGGGGAUCAAUGACUAAGAAUCCUUAUUCCAGUGCUGAGAUUGGCCAAUUGAUGCGUGAUGUUAAGAAUAAAAUUUGCCAUCAGUUGGAUAUGUUGGGUCUUCUUGAAGAUGAUUAUGGCAUGGAGUUGCUAGUUGCUGGGAAUAUCAUCUCUCUUGAUUUGAGCAUUGCUCAAGUUUACGAGCUAGUAUGGAGAAAGUCAAGUCAAUCUUCAAGCACUUUGGCUAACACUACCUUGUUAUCUCCUAGCGCUGCUGCUUCAGCCAAAGACUGUCCACCUAUGACUGUGACUUACCGUCUUCAGGGAUUAGAUGGUGAAGCAACUGAACCUAUGAUUAAAGAAUUGGAGGAAGAUAGAGAAGAGACACAAGAUCCAGAGGUUGAGUUUGCCAUAGCAGCUGCAGUUCGUGAAUAUGGUGGCCUUGAAAUUAUUUUGGGCAUGAUCCAGCGUUUGCGAGAUGAUUUUAAGUCCAAUCAAGAGCAGUUGGUUGCGGUUCUUAAUCUCCUCAUGCAUUGUUGCAAAAUAAGAGAGAACAGGCGUGCUGCAUUGAGACUAGGAGCUUUAGGUCUACUUCUUGAAACAGCAAGGCGUGCCUUCUCUGUGGAGGCCAUGGAGCCAGCUGAAGGAAUUCUUUUGAUUGUUGAAAGUCUGACGUUGGAAGCAAACGAAACCGACAACAUUAGCAUUACACAGAGUGCUUUUACUGUCACUAGCGAAGAAACCGGCACUGGUGAACAGGCCAAGAAAAUAGUUCUCAUGUUCCUGGAAAGGCUGUCACAUCCUUUAGGCCAUAAAAAAUCAAACAAACAGCAGAGGAACACCGAGAUGGUUGCACGAAUCCUGCCCUACUUGACAUAUGGUGAACCUGCUGCAAUGGAUGCACUGGUCCAGCAUUUUAGCCCUUACUUGCAAGACUGGGGUGAAUUUGACCGGUUGCAGAAACAACACCAAGACAAUCCUAAAGAUGAGAACCUUGCUCAGCAAGCUGCCAAGCAGAGGUUUACCCUCGAAAAUUUUGUUAGAGUUUCAGAGUCGCUUAAGACAAGCUCCUGUGGAGAGAGACUAAAGGACAUUAUCCUAGAAAAGGGUAUUACUGGUUUUGCAAUCAGACAUCUGACCAAUAGUUUUGCAGUUGCGGGGCAGGCCAGCUUUAGAUCCAGCGCAGAAUGGGCAAUGGGUUUAAAACUGCCUUCUGUACCACUUAUAUUGUCUAUGCUGAGGGGCUUGUCAAUGGGGCAUUUGGCCACCCAAAGGUGUAUUGAUGAGGGUGGAAUCUUACCACUGCUUCAUGCUCUGGAAGGAGUCUCUGGAGAAAAUGAAAUUGGGGCAAGGGCUGAGAACUUGUUAGACACACUAUCUAAUAAGGAAGGAAAAGGAGAUGGGUUUUUGGAGGAGAAGGUGUGUAGGUUGCGGAAUGCAACGAGGGAUGAAAUGAGGCGUCGAGCUUUGAGGAAGAGAGAGGAGUUGCUUCAGGGGCUUGGAAUGCGACAGGAACUAGCUUCAGAUGGCGGUGAGCGAAUUGUUGUUGCUCGGCCAGUCCUUGAAGGUCUGGAAGACAUGGAGGAGGAGGAAGAUGGGUUGGCAUGCAUGGUUUGCCGAGAGGGUUACAGUUUGAGGCCUACUGACUUGCUGGGUGUUUACUCAUACAGCAAGCGGGUGAACCUAGGUGUUGGCCCUUCAGGAAGUGCACGUGGGGAGUAUGUUUACACGACUGUGAGUUACUUCAAUAUCAUUCAUUUCCAAUGUCAUCAGGAAGCCAAAAGAGCAGAUGCUGCUCUGAAGAAUCCUAAGAAAGAGUGGGAAGGUGCAGCCCUUAGGAAUAAUGAAUCCCUUUGUAAUUCCUUAUUCCCUGUGAGAGGUCCUUCUGUUCCUCUACCACAGUAUAUUCGCUUUGUUGACCAGUUCUGGGACAACCUCAAUAAUCUUGGACGUGCUGAUGGAAGCAGGAUCCGGCUGUUGACAUAUGACAUUGUUUUGAUGCUAGCUCGAUUUGCAACUGGGGCAUCAUUCAGUGCAGAAUGCAGAGGUGGAGGAAGCGAGAGCAACUCCAGAUUUCUUCCUUUCAUGAUCCAAAUGGCUCGUCACCUUCUUGAUCAUGGAAUCCCCACUCAGCGUCAUAGCAUGGCCAAAGCUGUCUCAGCAUAUUUAACCUCUUCCUCCACGGAUUCCCGGCCCUCCACUCCAUCUGGAACACAACCUUCUGUGGGGACUGAAGAAACUGUCCAAUUUAUGAUGGUGAAUUCACUCCUGUCGGAGUCUUAUGAAUCCUGGUUGCAGCACCGCUGUGCCUUCUUGCAGCGUGGAAUAUAUCAUGCAUACAUGCAGCACACUCAUGGCCGGUCAACUCGUGGAUCAUCCAGUUCAACAGCCAUGGUCAAAACGGAUCCCGGAAGCCCUAGCAGAAGCCCUAGCACUGAAUCAGAUGGUCCUGAUGAUCUAUUAUCCAUCAUUCGACCAAUGCUUGUCUAUACUGGUUUGAUUGAGCAGCUGCAGCGUUUCUUCAAAGUUCAAAAAUCAGCAAAUGGAGCGCCUGUUAGAGCAGAAGGAACUUCUGUAGCCUCGGAAGGGGAAGAUGAGAGUGGAAGCUUGGAAGGGUGGGAGGUGGUGAUGAAAGAGAAACUAGUGAAUGUGAAGGAGAUGGUAGGUUUUUCAAAGGAGUUGCUCGCAUGGCUCGAUGAUAUGAAUUCUGCAAGUGAUUUGCAGGAGGCCUUUGACAUCAUCGGUGUUCUAGCUGAUGUGCUAUCCGGUGAGGUUAAGCAGUGCGAUGACUUCGUCCAUUCUGCAAUUAAUGCGGGGAAAAGCUAAAGAUCAUACAAAAAUCAGGGGCAUUUUAUGUGUUUUCAUGCAAAAUACUGUUACCAAAACUUACCCAUUUUGAUACAACACUUACAUGUCUGUUCUAUCUAUCCCCAUGAGUGAAGGGGUGAGACUUUAAAAAAUCAUGUCUAGUUUGAGUC